Messenger RNA from Juglans microcarpa x Juglans regia, 3739 nucleotides. RefSeq names its product ATP-dependent DNA helicase SRS2-like protein At4g25120. Gene Ontology annotation, cellular component: nucleus. The record is from RefSeq and is a predicted model, not a curated record. The transcript has 29 exons. Gene Ontology annotation, molecular function: ATP binding; hydrolase activity; DNA binding. The coding region runs from base 117 to 3578 and encodes 1153 amino acids. Lineage: Eukaryota; Viridiplantae; Streptophyta; Magnoliopsida; Fagales; Juglandaceae. Gene Ontology annotation, biological process: recombinational repair.
UUUGAAUUUAACAAGAAGGGGGAAAAGCAACAAAAACAGGAAAGAUUCAAGAAACCAAACAAAAGUUCCUCCUCCUCCACCACCGUUAGGGUUCAGCUUUUGAGAAACUUUUAUUGAUGUAUAAGGAAAAUGCUCAUCCUACCGUGCCUCAAUCGACUUGUGGAGAAAUCUCCAAUGAACAGAGAGCUCGAAUAGCUCGGAAUUUCAGAGCCGCAAAGGCACUGCUUGCUAGCAAACGGCCUCGCCUCGACGCUACCGCUCUUUUCCCUCAUCUAUCUUCUCCUCAUAAGGAUAUAAAUGGAAUUGCAACUCCGGCUUGUGUUGACAGCAUCAACAGAAUUCCUCUCGCAGAGAUAUCAACAAACACACCGUCCCCCUCUCUUGUGAUGGGGUUCAAAUCAACAGGUUGUGGAAAUAGCAGCAGUUCAUGUUCCGGGGGCUUAACUAUCAAUAGGAGGGAAUCGAUUGAUCAUAGUUCCGAUUCAAGGACAACUUCUGCUCUUCUAGAGAAUGACGUCGUGUUAGACUCUUGUAAAACUCCUAUGGAACAACCAGAAUGUUCAAAUAGGAUGGAUUGCAUUCAAGAUGAUGAAUUUGAUGAGUCCAUUUUGGAAGAAAUAGACGGUUUCUGCGUGCAGAAAUUUGCAGCAAAAGUUGAAAGGUCAGUUCCAAGUGGUGACAUUCUUGCAGGUACGCAGCAUAACAGUAAUCGUACUCGUGAUCCGGGCGCCAGUUUGGAUUCUACCACUGUACAUGACGGUGUUGUAAAGGAAGGCACACCAGUCUCUGGGAGCGGUUUGGACCCUAGAGAAAAUGAUUCAGAUACUUCUCAGCCUACACGGACUGGGGACAUGCCCGAGGAGUGCGGGAAAUAUUUGCAGUCUCUGAAUGACAGGCAACGAGAAGCAGCUUGUAGUGAUAUUUCAAUCCCUCUGAUGAUCGUUGCUGGUCCAGGAAGUGGAAAGACUUCCACAAUAGUUGGGCGUGUGUUAAUGCUGAUUAAUGAGGGAAUUAGUCCGUCAAACAUUCUGGCAAUGACUUUUACUACAGCAGCAGCUUCUGAGAUGAGAGAUCGCAUAGGAGCAGUGGCUGGAAAGGCAACAGCUAAGGAGCUUACAAUCAGCACGUUCCACUCAUUUUCCUUGCAACUUUGUCGAUCACAUGCGGAGAAGUUAGGGCGCACACCAGAAUUCCUAAUAUAUGGACAUGGGCAACAAAGAAGAGCAAUUAUUGAGGCUUUGAGAUUAUCAGAAAAUGAGAAGAGUAGACAAAGCCAUAAUGCCUGCAUACUUGGUGAAGAGUCUAGCGGUAUAACAUCUCCACAAUAUUUUAAGGAUAAGUCAAAGACAUGGCUGAAGUUCGUGACUAAGGCUAAAGCUUCUGGAAAGACUCCUGAACAAUGCCGUGAAAUGGGUGAUGAAAUAGGAGCUGCAAUUCUUGGGAACUACAACGACAUUCUAAGGUCUUGUAAUGCUCUAGAUUACCAUGACCUUAUCAGCUGCUCUGUAAAGCUGCUUACCAAUUUUCCCCAAGUUUUCAAGGAGUGUCAGGACUCCUGGAAAGCCAUUGUAAUAGAUGAGUUUCAAGAUACGAGUUCCAUGCAAUACAAUCUUCUACAGCUUCUUGCAUCUCAUAACCACAUAACCAUUGUUGGUGAUGAUGAUCAGUCCAUUUUUAGUUUUAAUGGAGCUGACAUUUCUGGAUUUGACUCCUAUCGCAAAGAUUUUCCAAACUACAAAGAGGUCAGACUUAAUAAAAACUAUCGAUCCACACGGUGUAUCAUUGAGGCUGCCUCGUCUCUUAUACGGAAUAAUAGGAAGCGAUGCCAGCUAAAAGACGUUCUUACUGAUAAUUCUUCUGGAUCUAAGAUAACUAUCAAAGAAUGUCACACUGAAGAUGCACAAUGUUCAUUUGUUGUUGACAAAAUCUUGGAAACUGCUUCCAAUGGUUCUGCUUCUAACUGCUCUUAUGAAAACAUUGCAAUCCUUUACCGGAGGCAGGUAUCAGGAAAAGUCUUCCAAAUGGCUUUCCGUGAGAGGAAAAUACCUUUUAAUAUUCAUGGCGUCGCAUUCUAUAGGAAAAAGGUAGUCAGAGCCAUUAUUUCUAUGCUUAGAACAACGUUGCCCGCAUGUGAUGAUGGCCCAUAUCGUCGGGUCUUCAAGGCUUUACUUCCUUUUGAGAAAGAGGAAAAGAAGAGGGUAAUCGACCAUAUUGACAAAAUAUCAACUAUUAGAAAGUGCAGCUUUAUAUCAGCUGCCACUGACAUUUUCAGUGCAAAGAUUUCUGGUACCUUCAAGAGGAGUCAGCUUACCCAAGGACGCAAGGUGUUGUCAACACUCGAGAUGUUAUCAAAACUUGUUCACAGGGAACAAUCAAUUUCAGCUGUUGUAACCUCAGUAGCGAACAUGGUACCCCAGAAAUACCUGCUUGAGCAACGAGCAAUUAUUGAUGUUGAUGGGGGGAAAUUGCUGAAUGAAGACAAUGACAUAAGAUCGGUUCUUCAUUACUUACUGGAUGAUGUCUCUGAAUUUAUAUCAACUAAAUUUGUUGCUGUAGAAGGGGAUAGCAAAAUUGUAUCAAAAGAGAAAGGUUGUGUUAGUGUGCUCAAAGCUUUUAUUGAGUUCAUAUCUGAGCGUGAGCAAGAAAAUUUUCAAUCCCGGAGACAAGAUAAUAAAAAUUCUAUCACAUUGACUACCAUUCAUCAGUCAAAAGGCUUAGAAUGGGAUGUUGUUUUCAUAGUUAAGGCAAAUGAAUCAGAAAUUCCUUUGUUGCACGAAUUUAAUGGUAUGGCAAAGGAAAAUGGCACCUCAAUUGAGGAGGAAAGGCGGCUAUUAUAUGUUGCAAUGACUCGUGCUCGGAAAAAACUCUUCAUCCUCUAUGUUAUGAUGAAUUCCAAUUGGCAGAUGAUUCAACCAUCAAGAUUUCUCAAAGAAAUUCCAGAUCAUCUCUGUGAGGUUCAGGCUGAACUCAGAGUGCAAGAUUUACAAACAAAACAGGAACACAUUCCAAAUGGAACUACACAAUUUUCUGUUAAUAUGCCAAGAGAAAAGGAAAUUUCUGAAGUGGACAUGGUGCCAAAUGAUUUGCUAAAUACUUGUCUUCAUGAGGAUUUAAAUGAAACAGUUGAGGCAAGCAAUGGAAGCAGUUUCUUACGAAGAUUCAGUGUGGAGGACAGAUCAGUUAUUUCCCACUUAUUCCAUCAAUGGGCCAAGAAGCAAGCAUUUCAGAAUCCCAAGAGGUUGCUUGACAAGGUGGGCUUUGUAAUUGAUGAACGCCUAAGAGCCAAGAAAAACAAACACAAGGAUGUUCUGAGUGCGCUGAAAUUGUGCCUGAGCUGUGAUGAAGCAUUUCAAUAUGCAGAAUAUGUUUUGAGAUGGGAGCAAAUCCCUGCUGAUAAACGUGCCCAUUUAAUGAGGGAAAAGCAGGAGCACUUCCAAAAACUAAGGAUUGAGAAGUCGAUGGGUACGUCCGCACCAACAUGUAAACAGAUCUCUUAUUUGCAAAAUUUGGGAUGCACUAUCACCCCUACGUCACGUCUCCAUGCUUCUCAUUUGAUUGAGCAGUACAAAUCAUUGUGAUUAUUGGUUCAUUAUAAUUCUUGCCGUGCCUGGUUAAGGUCAUCACCAUAUUUGUAAACGUUUCUAAACUGAGGUUGAUGAUGCUGUGUUUACUUGUAUAUGAUGGAUUGUACUUGGUUUUGAUUAUUGGCUGCUUUUAAUAUUUAUAAAAUUGUUUCGUA